Molecule: messenger RNA, 4004 nt
Organism: Amphiprion ocellaris (clown anemonefish)
Lineage: Eukaryota; Metazoa; Chordata; Actinopteri; Pomacentridae
Gene: smyd2a
Product: SET and MYND domain containing 2a
Exons: 12
Coding region: 100-1407 (435 amino acids)
Cellular component (GO): nucleus
Molecular function (GO): protein binding
Source: RefSeq, a predicted model, not a curated record
UGGAGGAAGAAGGAGCUCCGCCACAAGCUGAUCAGAGCAGCCAGCGGACACAGGUGGUGGUCGGUGGUAUCUACCGGAGGAGAGUAAACACAACAAACCAUGAAGAACGAAGGCAUAGAGGGCACGGAGAGGUUCCUGAGCCCGGACAGGGGCCGCGGCCUGCGGGCGGUGAGGCACUUCUCUGUGGGGGAGCUGGUGUUCGCCUGCCCUGCUUACUCCUACGUGUUGACGGUGAAUGAGAGGGGAGCGCACUGUGAGAACUGCUUCAGCAGGAGAGACGACCUUUUUAAGUGUGGUAAAUGUAAGCAGGCCUACUACUGCAAUGUAGACUGUCAGAGAGGGGAUUGGCCUAUGCAUAAGCUGGAGUGUGUAGCCAUGUGUGGCUACGGAGAAAACUGGUGUCCAUCAGAGACAGUCAGACUGGUGGCCAGAAUCAUCAUGAAACAGAGAGUCACAACAGAGCGUACCCCAUCAGAAAGAGUGCUGCUGCUCAGAGAGUUUGAAUCGCAUUUAGAUAAGAUGGACAGUGAGAAGGACGAGAUGAACCAGGCAGACAUAGCAGCGCUGCAUCACUUCUACUCCAGACACAUCAGUGACAUCCCUGAUGAACAGGCUCUCACUGAGCUCUUUGCACAGGUUAAUUGUAAUGGUUUUACUAUAGAGGACGAGGAGCUCUCCCAUCUGGGAUCAGCUGUUUUUCCUGAUGUAGCACUGAUGAAUCACAGCUGUAGCCCUAAUGUCAUCGUGACUUAUAAAGGCACAGUGGCUGAGGUCAGAGCUGUUAAAGAGAUAAACCCGGGAGAGGAGAUCUUUAACAGUUACAUAGACCUGCUUUACCCGACAGAGGACAGGAAAGAGAGGUUGUUAGAUUCCUACUUCUUCACAUGCCAGUGUACAGAGUGCACCACCAAAUCUAAGGACAAGGAAAAAAUGGAGAUUAGAAAGCUGAGUUCUCCACCAGAGCCCGAGGAAAUCAAAUCCAUGGUCCGUUAUGCCAAGAAUGUCAUCGAAGAGUUUAGGAGAGCCAAACACUACAAAACCCCCAGUGAGCUUCUGGAAAUGUGUGAGCUCAGCCAGGAGAAGAUGGGAGCUAUUUUUGCAGACACCAACGUCUACAUGCUGCACAUGAUGUAUCAGGCCAUGGGCGUCUGUCUCUACAUGCAGGACUGGGACGGCGCUAUGAGCUAUGGAGAGAAGAUCAUUCAACCAUACAGUGUUCACUAUCCAGCCUAUUCUCUGAAUGUGGCGUCAAUGUAUUUGAAAUUGGGACGUCUGUAUUUGGGACUUGAAAAGAAGACACAAGGAGUCAAAGCUCUGAAGAAGGCUCUUGCAAUCAUGGAGGUAGCUCAUGGAGAAGAUCACCAUUAUGUAGCAGAGGUCAAACGAGAAAUCGAGGACCAGAAGUAAAGAAAGUGGAGCUGAAGGAGCAAAUAGAUUUUCCAGAGCGAUGAACCUCUCUGAAAGAAACAACAAAAUACACAUACAAAAUGCAUGGCAUGCAUCUUAUACCUCUCAGUUUUUUAAAACGUUUUUGUUCCUGCUCUGUUGUUCUGUCCGCCUCUCUUUGGGCAGUUUCUUUUACGUGUUUAUCGACCACAUUUUGUAUCUACAGCAGCCUAGUUUCUGUCAGACCUGCUCUUAAAUGCAGACAAAUUAGAGGUACAUUUUUUUGGAAUGAAAAAAAGAAACAUCGUAAAUACUUCUCUUGUAACCUUGAGCAUGAUUUGGAAAUGUUGGUUGGUUUGUGCUUAAGCUCAGUUAACCCAUGCUGUAACUGAAGAAAGAAUCACAAGCAGGGAAAAGAAAACCUUUAAAGCUGCCUUUCAGAAGCACCAAAGCUCGAUAGCUCGAUAUUCUGAAGCCACAUUUUGGCCCUGUUUUUCCUUUCCUAGUGAGUCUGAAAUCAUUCACUGUGUGUUUAUUGACCCAUAAACAGACUGUUUCGCCAUCAUGUAUGUUUUUGGCUGCACAGUGUUGCUCCAGAGCAGUUGUUCAUGAUUUAACAAUAUGUAGUGAGUAGUUGUUACUGAGGGCAUUACUACUUAUUUUACAGCCAAUGCAUUUUAUUUCUAUCAAAUAUUCCGCAGCAGAGUUUCUGGCUUCACUGAUUCUUGUUUAAACUGUGAAAGAAAAAUAAGACUGACCAUGCAUCAGGCACUCUGUAGCAGCGGAGAAGAGAAUGCAAAGAACUUUUCCUGAAUGAAUAACGAGUAGUUUUAUUGGUUUAUCUUACAGUAUGUUUUGCUUGUUUAAAAGAACCGAAAAGUGUUGCAUGUCUGACUGUUUACAGUGUGCGUUUGUAUGUGUGUUUUGUUUUGUCUUUUUCACAUGGGGCUUGUUGACCAAAUGGGCCACGGGUUUAACUGAUGAGGAACCAGCUAUUCUAUCUAUUCACAGUGUAUCCUUAACCAGGGGUGCUGAUUUGAGACCAGUUUGCCUCUUAAGUCGCAGUAAAGACAUCGGUCCUGUAAUCUGACUGAUGAUCCUGGAUCGGAGCCUCUUUGCUCUCAGGAAUAAAAGGGGCAACACUGUAGCUUUUGUUGCCUUUUGCCACGAUCAACAUUAUCAUACCUUUUUGGUGUUUUCUUAGAAGCAUCAUGCAUCCAGAUCGUCACUACCCUGGGAAUGAAGUCACCCUAGCAGCUGUGGGCCGGAUUUUACCAUGCACUCUAACUUGAUAAAAUAUAUCUUUUACAUACAACUGUUCAUGAGGGUGUGAGGAGUGUCAUUGUCACACACACACAGGUGACAAGAAUGAAAUAUUUAUUAUUGCGAUUUCUAAUUUCAUCUCCCUUUAAUCUCUGCUUUAGUGUGAAGUUAAUUUUUUGCGCUCUUUAAACACACUGAGCUACUGUAGAAGCAUAUCCUUCAGCAGGAGCGGGUAUUUAAAAACUUAAGAAAUCUGAGUGGUUGAAAAAGAAAUGCUUGUUGACAGCAGGGUUGAUCAGAAAUAGAAAGUGUUGCCUGUGGUUUACAGUUUUAGCUGACCCCAGCCCUCAGCCCAAAAUCAGGAGCAGGUAAAGGUCAUAAAACUGUACUUCUGGAGAUUUGACUAGUUCAAAAAAAUACCAGGCAACUAUAAUUUGUGGAUGCUGGUUUAAAUCAGUCUUACAAUAUGAGUGAGCAUUUAAAAGUUGAGCUAAAGUAAUGCAAAGAUCAUGACUUGGGUCUAAUUAAAGGGUUCUUGUUGCACUCCAAUUUUGUACAGUUUUUGUGACAAUGAUGUCAAAAUGGCAAAUCUAGAAGCACAUUUCGCUUCAUUUUAACAGUUUCUGAAUGAACGGUUGACCUGUCUGCUGUCUUCACUUUUGCACUGCCAGAGAAACGAGUCACAGAUCGAAUUUCUUUAUUCUUAUGAAAUGCCUGUAGCCUCUCAAUUUUGUUUACUAAAGAAACAGUUUAAUGCACCACAUAAAUGUGGCUUACUGGUGAUUAGAAAUAACCAAAUGUGAUGAGUUGUCUGUAGUCAUAUUUGUAGCAACUCCUGCAUACGUGACUCUCUGUCACCUGCAAAAAUCUAGAAGGUGCCUGCCUUACAGCUUUGCCUAGGUAAUCCAAAAGCACCAGUUCACCAACUUUGUUCCACAUGUUUAUGUGUGUUUCUGUACAAUCAAAAACACAAUGCAAAGAGGGUUUGUAGGCUGGUUGGCACUAACCAAAAACCAUCUGAAUUUUCUGUUGGCCAGAUUUAAGCAGUGCAUUUAGCUUCUGGUCAGACACAAAAUACAUAAUACCAGUAUAUACAUUAUUUUGUUUUUCUGUGAUGUCUUUAAAUUUGAAACCUGUGGUAUUAGUGUUUAAACAGUGAAAUCCAUACUCAUGCUGCAUGUAAACCAGGCGAAGACUAAUUGAAAGGCCACCAACAAUAUGUUUUCUGUUGUUCUGUUAUGAAGUGUUAACUUUAUCAGGCAUGAAUGGUAUUCUGUUGGUAUGCAUUACUAAAAUCUGAGCCUCUGGUUCUUUCUGUAUCAUGUCAGUGGAACUCAAUAAAUGACAGUAUGGCA